AUGGGUAAGGAUGACGACGAUCUUGAAUAUUAUAAAGCAAAACAAAAGGCUGGACAAUUAUCUGUAAGUAAACCAGAAACGAAGACAUCAUCGAAGCCGGUAGCAACAGCCAAAACUGGUUCAUUACAAUCCAGUUCAGCUGGGUAUAUCGCGAUGAAAGAUUCCAAAGAAAAGGAACGCGAAUUUGAACGUUAUAAAGAGAUCACCUUUGCACAAAAAGCAAGUGACCGAGCAAAGAAAAACCCACUAGUUCCGAUUGGUUUAUUAGCCACAGUGGCAGCAUUAACAUUAGGUCUUCGUGCCAUGUCUCGCGGUGAUCGUUGGCAAUCGCAAAUGAUGAUGCGAGCUCGAAUUGGUGCUCAAGGUUUUACAAUUCUCGCUGUUCUCGCAUCUAUCAUGUAUGCUGGCCAAACUCAAGGACCCGUAGACCAACCUUCGCCACCUCGUCGACCUUCUUCUUCUUCUUCUUCUACUUCUUAA
Molecule: messenger RNA, 480 nt
Organism: Adineta ricciae
Lineage: Eukaryota; Metazoa; Rotifera; Eurotatoria; Adinetida; Adinetidae
Source: the annotation of a GenBank genome assembly